Molecule: messenger RNA, 555 nt
Organism: Adineta ricciae
Lineage: Eukaryota; Metazoa; Rotifera; Eurotatoria; Adinetida; Adinetidae
Source: the annotation of a GenBank genome assembly
AUGCUUAACAUAUUCAGUCUUAAACAACAACCUCGGCCUGGUGAGAGUGCAUCCUCCGAUACCGGCGGAAAGAAAUUAUCAGCAGCUCUGUUACGUGUCACAAAAGAUUUGAGUGAAAUCGGCACGUUACCACCAACAUGUCAAGUAACAUAUCCUAACAAAGAUGAUCUUCUCCAUUUUACACUUACAAUCACACCUGAUGAUGGUUUUUAUAAAGGCGGACGCUUUGUGUUCUUAUUCACGAUCGAGUCUGAGUAUCCUCAUACACCACCGAAAGUCAAAUGUACCCAAAAAAUCUAUCAUCCAAACAUCGACCUCGAAGGCAACGUUUGCUUGAAUAUUCUUCGAGAAGAUUGGAAACCUGUCUUAACAAUUUUAUCUGUUAUUCUCGGCAUGGGUUUUCUUUUUUCGGAACCUAAUCCAGAUGAUCCAUUGAACAAAGAAGCUGCCGAAGUAUUGAAAACCAACGUUAAUACAUUUCGAUCAAAUGUCACGAAAACAAUGGCAGGUGGAGUAUUAAAUGGUGUUCAAUUUGAUCGGGUACUUACUCGAUAA